GACAGGUGUUAUUUGCCCCCUGUCCUGAGGGGGGCGGUGAAGAAGAAGAAAUACCGGAAGAAGAGGAAACAGAAGAAGAAGAAAUCGAAAAAAGACGAGGGAACAGAAGAAGAGAAGUCCGAACAACAAGGAGAAAAGAGACAAAAUGCAUCAGUGGGAUCUGUCUCUGUUCUCAGUUACUCCAGCUGCCAGUCUGUUGUCCAGAUGUGUCUCGAGAGGAGCUGUGUGUCAGGAGGAAAUAGACUCAGUCUCCUCAAAGCGAAGCCCCGCCUUCUCCUCUCACCUGCAAGAGGCCGAGCAGCGAAUCAGAGCAGUCAAACAGCUGGAUGAGCUGCACUUGGAGGCGGAGCUUCUGCAGGUAGUGAAGGAGAGUGCUGAUGUCACACACUCACGUUUCCUUGCUGGCAGGUUCCAGAUGUUGCAGAUGUUGAGUGAUCACCUGCAGCAGCUGCUGAAGGAGCUGAACAGUCUGAGACAGAGACUGACGACACCGCCAGGUCACACCCACCUGCCCGUUCACGCUCACCUGCACAGGUAUGUGCUGGAGGUUGUGAAGAUGUCUCUGGACUUCAUGGAGUCACUGGAGGAGAAGCUGGACUCAGUCCACAGCUGUAGCUCCACCACAGACCGACUGUCUCAGCUGAGUAUCUCUCUCGCCCAGUUGCUGGCUCAGACGGCUGACUUACAGAAUCUGUCCAAUCAGGUUCCUCAGUGGAGAGACGUGCACCUGUGACCUCUGACCCCUCACAUGUACUUUCUCUAAUAAACUCAGUUUGUGGUGGAAACUGUUCUGUUCUUUAAAUGGUGAUUAGAACCAAGCUGUCGUUAGCGAGUUGGGCGACACGUGCACAGAUCGAUCUCGUGAAUACGUCGACUCCUGAACGUCUUAUGGAAGUCUGCUGCGCACAGUCAAGGCAUGCAUAACCCUUUAUUUAUUAAAGAAAAUCUUAUUUGACUUGAAAUGAGGAAAUAAGAUUUAAUUUGUUACAAGAGUGCACUUCACUUCAGUGUGAAAGUUGUAAAUAAGCUUGUGUUGGGUGCCCAUUGCUUUGCUGUAAACCUUUCAUACCUUUUCAAUGCUUUUUAAUAAAUACUUGAUUGAACCAUUCGGAGAA
Molecule: messenger RNA, 1115 nt
Organism: Platichthys flesus (European flounder)
Lineage: Eukaryota; Metazoa; Chordata; Actinopteri; Pleuronectiformes; Pleuronectidae
Gene: haus2
Product: HAUS augmin like complex subunit 2
Exons: 7
Coding region: 146-733 (195 amino acids)
Biological process (GO): spindle assembly; centrosome cycle; microtubule nucleation
Cellular component (GO): HAUS complex; mitotic spindle microtubule; centrosome
Source: RefSeq, a predicted model, not a curated record